AUGUCAGAACAGCCAGCAACACGCUUAAUUAUAAUAGGCGGAAGAAACAACAAUGGCAGUCCUCAAAGGAUUGUUAGAACUAGGCCUCCCUUAAAAUUUGAUAGGGCGUUUUUAGAAGAGCGUGGAAAUCAACUCAAACUUGUUCAAAUAAUUUGCGGUCUUUUCGCCCUCAUUUUAACAAUUCAUUGUUGGCCAAAUAGGUGGGCCCCCUUCUGUGUUGGCUACCUUUGGGAUUUUUGGCAGUUAUUUAAUGCUGUUUGUGUACACGGGUUUUUCUUAGUUGGCACCAUAUUUUUCGCUAUUGGCCAUUUAUUCAGCGUUCCAGAUGCUUUUUAUUAUUACAAUUUUAAUUUAUUAGAAAAAUUCUACACAGCAUUAGCUACAGGAAUGCAUUUAUUAGGCACCUUUUUCGCUUUUUACAACCUAACAAGAGCUGCUUUUCUGUUUCUUUGGUUUUUCCCAGUGUUUGCAACAUUAGCAGCAUUUAUUGCAUAUUUAACUGAUUUUCUGAUUCGAUUCAGAGAAGAAAAUGCUUCAAGUUUAAAUGCUAGCAAUAAAAACAACCAGAGGAAUAGUUCAGAACAAAAGAGUAGAUCUCUACCAAUAUCAACACAAUUACAAUAA
Molecule: messenger RNA, 624 nt
Organism: Meloidogyne enterolobii
Lineage: Eukaryota; Metazoa; Nematoda; Chromadorea; Rhabditida; Meloidogynidae
Source: the annotation of a GenBank genome assembly